AGCAAACCACCAUACCAUAGUCGACUCGCAAUCGCAACGAAACCAAACAACCCGACCGCUUCGAGAAGCCAAGCCUCGCCUCGCUACCAAGGCACCCAGACCCAGGCCUCCUCCCGGGAAUCGGAAACCGCGUCCCAGCCACGCCCGCCAGCCCAGCCCCAACCCAUUCGUCGCUCCCCUGAUCCAUCCGGCGACGCGGCGCGGCGCGGCGGAGCAAGGAACGAAGGCUCGAGCAGCAGGCGGGCGGAGAGGAUCCGGAGGCCGGAGAGAUGGCGGAGAACCCGCAGCUGUUCGGGAACGGGAUGCCCGUGCCCUUCCACGGCGAGAUGUUCGUCCUCGCCCGCGACGGCGUCGAGUUCCACGUCGACAAGAUCCCCUCGGCGCCCGGCGGUCACGCAAAAACAAAGGGCACCAUAUACCUUUCUAACAUAAGGAUGGUGUUUGUCGCCGCCAAGCCUAUUGGGAAUUUCUUUGCCUUCGAUAUGCCUCUGUUGUACGUGCACGGUGAGAAGUUCAACCAGCCGAUAUUUCACUGCAACAAUAUCUCUGGAUUUGUUGAGCCGGUUGUUCCAGAAAGCCAGAACAGGGCUUUGUACUCCACCCACACCUUCAAGAUCUUGUUCAAGGAAGGUGGAUGUGGCACCUUUGUGCCACUCUUCCUGAACCUGAUCACGUCAGUGCGGCGCCACAAUCAGUUUGAAGCCCAGCCUGCUACCGUGCCCCGUGUGGACCCCAUGCAGGCAGCGCAAACUCCUGUUGACGACAUGAUGCGCCAUGCGUAUGUCGAUCCACAUGAUCCUACCAAGAUCUUCCUCCAGCAGCCUGCAGCAGAAUCCCAGCUUAGGAGGAGAAACUACCACGGCCCCGCUGACAACACGUACUGAUGCUUUGGCCUGAUUGGGAAGUGCAUGUGUUUUCAACGAUCUAUAUGUGGUGCACACGAGCAAUAUAUCUGUUUGGUGUCAUUCUGGUGAUUCUCAGUGAAGAACGUGGUGGAAGUAUACUACUCGCAUUAUCUUGGACAAUUGUGUGUCUCGCUGUUGGAUUCAGCCCAGAUCUUGGUAAUAAUGUACAUACAAAGUGAUCUGCUUGACUAUAUAUAUGUUGCUGAUCUCGUCGUA
Messenger RNA from Hordeum vulgare subsp. vulgare (domesticated barley), 1121 nucleotides. Its product is annotated as UPF0664 stress-induced protein C29B12.11c. The coding region runs from base 270 to 884 and encodes 204 amino acids. NCBI's taxonomy places the organism in Eukaryota, Viridiplantae, Streptophyta, Magnoliopsida, Poales, Poaceae. Gene Ontology annotation, molecular function: transcription coactivator activity; chromatin DNA binding. Gene Ontology annotation, cellular component: nucleus. Gene Ontology annotation, biological process: positive regulation of DNA-templated transcription. The transcript is spliced from 5 exons. The record is from RefSeq and is a predicted model, not a curated record.